Messenger RNA from Saccostrea echinata, 3195 nucleotides. Its product is annotated as tubulin polyglutamylase TTLL7-like. Gene Ontology annotation, cellular component: cilium. The record is from RefSeq and is a predicted model, not a curated record. Gene Ontology annotation, biological process: microtubule cytoskeleton organization; protein polyglutamylation. Gene Ontology annotation, molecular function: tubulin-glutamic acid ligase activity; tubulin binding. The coding region runs from base 209 to 2920 and encodes 903 amino acids. Lineage: Eukaryota; Metazoa; Mollusca; Bivalvia; Ostreida; Ostreidae. The transcript has 18 exons.
GUAGCUAUUGUUGCUAGGUAGAAUGAACUUGCGUUGUCACGUGAUCAAACAAAUAUGGCGCUGGUUUGACGGGCACCUGCUAUUGGAUGUAUAUUUUGACUUUUUAAGCAUGAACACGAACUGAAGAAAUUGAAAAUGAAAGGUUUGAAGUGGUUUGAGUUUACUUAGUUAUAAGGAAACAGUCAACUACACAGAAGAGAAGACAAAAAUGCCAGGGGUCAAGCCCAGUUCUUCUUUGACAUCUCUUAUGAUGGACAAACAGGAUGUGACUCUGACAUCCUUAACGCAAUAUGCCCGGCGACCAGGUGCUACACAGUCCUCCUCCAUGUUACAGAGUGCCAGACAACAGACCUCAGAUGAGAAAAGAAACACGGAAAUGGAGGACAAAAAGGCAGUACAGGCACCAAAAAAGAAACGCAAGAAAAAACACGGCAUUACUGCCAACCUGAGUGGCACGAGAUAUGAAGUCAUACGAUUAAUGUGUGAAAAGUGCAAAUUUGAUAUCUGCAAGGAUGAUGAUCCAAACAGCUACCUCAUCUGGAGUGACAGUUUUGUGUCUGCAGACAGAAUUACAGAACUCAAGCCAUUCCAGAGAAUCAACCACUUUCCAGGCAUGGUGGAAGUCACAAGGAAGGAUUGCCUGGCUCGCAACAUGAUUAAGAUUCAAAGACACCAUGCUGAUGAGUUUAACUUCAUCCCAAAGUCUUGGAUUCUGCCAGCAGACUUCAGUAUGCUACAAAAUUAUGCUAAAGACCUCAAGGCUAAGAAAAAAUACAAAACCUUCAUAGUCAAACCGUCCAAUGGAGCACAAGGGCAUGGAAUUCAGUUAUAUAGGAAUGCAGAAAAAAUACCCCCCUCUGAACAUUUCAUUGUGCAAGAAUACAUAGACAAACCUCUUCUUCUGGAGGGCUACAAAUUUGAUCUGCGCAUCUAUGUUCUUGUGACAUCAUGUGAUCCCUUGCGAAUAUUUAUAUUCAAUGAUGGACUUGUGAGAAUGAGUACAGAUAAAUACACCAAUCCCUCCGAUGGAAACCUGGGUAACCUAUUCAUGCAUUUGACGAAUUAUUCUGUGAACAAACACAAUGAAUUCUACCAGAAAGGUGACUCGGUGGAGACUGGAAGCAAGCGAUCAAUCCGCUACUUUAAUGAUUAUCUACGUAAAAAUGACUAUGAUAUUGUGUUACUAUGGCGACGAAUCUAUGACAUGGUGGUAAAGACACUUUUGGUGGCUCACCCCCAUCUCCUUCAUGCCUACCGAAUGUGUCGCCCCGGUGCUCCAGCAGGAAGUGAUAGUGUUUGUUUUGAAGUGCUGGGAUUUGACGUGUUAAUCGACAGAAAGUUAAAUCCAUGGUUGCUGGAGAUCAACCGAUCUCCUAGUUUUGGUACAGAUGAAAAAAUUGACUUUGAUAUAAAAUCAGCUCUUAUAGAAGAUACAAUUCGCCUUCUGAAUAUCAAAAUAAGUGAUAAGAGAAGGAAUUACUUUGCUCAAAAGGCUGAGGCUCAAAAGAGAUUAUUUCGGACCACCAAACGUAGUGAUGCUGACAUGACGGAGCUAGAUAAAAAGAAACAGAGCAUCGAAAAACGCAAGGAGGAACUUAAAGAGCAUUUAGCCAGAGUGAGAAAGGCCACAGCUCGAGAGGAUUUUGAGAACAGGAAUGCCGGGAGGUUUCGAAGAAUAUUUCCCUCUGAAGACAAAAUGAAGCAGCAGAAAUAUGUCAACAUCAUGUCUUCCAUAUUUGGAAUUGUUAUGUCUGGGCGGGCACCUGCAAUGCAGAAAGAAAUUCAGAAAGUUUAUAACAACCAGUGGAGGGAGGAAGACUUAUUGGACAUGAUUGCAGAGUGUGAAACUGAUGAAAAAGAUGGAAAACUCUACUCUGGUGGGAGCAAGAUUCCAAGAGGACCAAAGCCUUUGUCAAGUAUGCCAGUCAGUGUCCAGAGUCCUCCCAUGGAGGAUGAGUUUGAGGAAAUGGAAGAGGAAGAGGCAGAAUAUGCCUCACCCCCAGGGUCCCCCAACUUAAACAGACGAGAAAGUCGCCCUCCCUCCAAUAAAUCCCGCCCUGGCUCCCUGCGACCAGACAGUCGAGUCAGUAAUGAUGCUUCUAGUCUUUGUAAUUCUCGGCCAAACUCAGGUGUGUCCAGUAUGAGGUCACGACCUCAGAGCAAUAUGUCAGCCUUGAACUCAAGGUCAAAGUCAUUGUCACGGCUGACCGGGAAGCAGUCUGUUUUACAGAGAUCCUUAAUUGAUGAUAAUUUCCUAAUUACUGUGGUCAAAGAGAGAGAGGAUGAAUUGACAAAGAAAACUCUACAGGCUCUGAAUGAAAUGAGAAUCAAAUUCCCAGGAAAGACUGACCAAGAAGCAGAGCUGAUAUUAGAUACUCUUCAUGAAAACUGGAAAUUUCACAAACCAAGGAUUGCUUCUUACUGGCUAGUCAAGCUAGACUCAAUUAAAAGACGAAAGGUGAUAGAUAUAGUUCGUUCCAAUGUGCGGGCCGUGCUACAGAGGAUUUGGCGUAUCAGUGAUGUGGAUAACUUGAGGUUGUAUAGGAUUUUUACACGAGUGUUUAAUCGUUUACUGUGGAGCCAUGGACAAGGGCUGUGGAACUGUUUCUCAACAACAAGUCAAAAUGGAAGUUGGGAGACCAUUUUUAGCAAAAGCUCUGAAAACAUUUGUGAAAAUGAGUUCAACUGUUGCAGACGUAUUGUGCAGUUGUGUCGCGAUUGUCUGUUAAUUGUUUACCAGUUUGCUGCAGAGGCCAAGUCGUCCAGUCAGCAUAACUCGGAAAACACAGAUCUGAGUUCCACUGGAACCUUAUCCUCCCGAGAUAAAUCCUCCUCGACUGUGAUGGCCCUCCCAAGUACGCAGACCAUGAGCCAGCGGUACUCCAAGCUCUACCCCCGCGCUGACACCACCGCCACCUGAUGGCCACCGCCUAGCUUAUCUCCUCAUUUUGUGCAAUCACUUCUUACUACAUGUAUAAGAACAAAGACAUACCUUUACCUUUUGUUAACUACCUUGUUGUGCUUGUUGUUGCUAAUAAGUGUUGGAAAUUAACUGUUAUUUGGCUGUGUUAAUAUCUUUCAAACGCCCAUUCAAAGACAGGAAUUUUGCAUUGUUAUUGAUUUUUUUUCCGAUGAGUUUGACUUUUUUGUUGACUUUUGAAUUUUAUGGCUUUUUGGGGGGCAAAAUGUCUCCAU